Messenger RNA from Saccoglossus kowalevskii, 2298 nucleotides. RefSeq names its product coronin-1C-like. Gene Ontology annotation, biological process: actin filament organization. Lineage: Eukaryota; Metazoa; Hemichordata; Enteropneusta; Harrimaniidae. The record is from RefSeq and is a predicted model, not a curated record. Gene Ontology annotation, molecular function: actin filament binding.
GUUUCCGGUCUCACCCAAGAAGGUUCGUUAGACAGGAAAAAAGCCGAUUUGUAGUUUUGUCUAAUCUUCGCACACAUAUCAGAACAUGUCGGUUCGUGUGGUAAGGCAGAGUAAAUACCGUCACAUUUUCGGUAAAGUGCUGAAGAAGGAGAAUUGCUAUGAUGGUGUACGAGUAACUCGUUCUUCUCAAGAUGGUACUUUUUGUUCCGCAAACUCUAAGUUUGUUGCCAUUUGUAUCGAGGCUGCAGGUGGCGGUGCUUUCCUCGUCUUGAAAACAACUGGGGGUGGUCGUAUUGAUAUGAAUGCAGCCCGUGUAUGCGGCCAUAAAGCAGAGGUCCUGGAUUUGGCAUGGUGUCCAUUCAAUGAUAACAUCAUUGCUAGUUCGUCAGAAGACUGUUCUAUCAAACUUUGGGAGAUUCCAGACGAAGGUUUAACUGAAAAUCUGACUGAGUAUUUAGUAGAUCUCCAAUACCAUCAAAGAAGAGUCACUCAAAUCCUCUGGCAUCCAUCAGCUUUGAAUAUAUUACUCAGUGUGGGUCAAGAUGAUAAAAUACUAAUAUGGAAUGUAUCCACUGCGGAAAUUCUGGUUGAGGUUAAUAUGGAAUCAAAUAUCUUCUGUGCUUCCUGGAACUAUAAUGGCAGUCUCUUUGCAACCACAUCAAAAGACAAGAAAUUACGUGUACAUGAUGCAAGAAGUGGGGAAGUAAAACAGGAAGGUAAUGGACAUGAAGGUGCCAAGCCACAGCGUGUUGUAUUCUUGAAAGACAAUAAGAUAAUCACAACUGGGUUCUCAAAAAUGAGCGAACGUCAAUAUGCUCUCUGGGAUGCUGAUGAUUUGAGUAAUCCUGUAAUCCUGGAAAAUUUAGAUACAAGUAAUGGAACAAUGUUUCCAUUUUACGAUCAAGACUGCAGUGUACUUUAUCUUGCAGGCAAGGGAGAUGGAAGCAUUCGUUACUUUGAAAUCAGCGAUGAACCUCCAUUUAUUCACUACCUCAAUACGUACACUUCGUCAUCACCGCAGCGUGGUUUAGGUUUCAUGAAUAAACGAGGGUGUCUGGUCAAUUCUUGUGAAAUUGCCAGGUUUUAUAAACUACACCAGAAAGGAGUAUGUGAACCUAUUUCUAUGAUUGUUCCAAGAAAGAGUGAUUUAUUUCAAUCGGAUAUUUUCCCGGAUACUGUGUCAGAUGAACCAGCAAUUACUGCUGAAGAUUGGUCAGAAGGCAAGGAUGCAGAUCCAAAUACAAUGUCGAUGAAAACAUUCUAUCAUGAAACAGAGAGGGAAACCAAGAUGGCCACCAAACCAAAAGCCAAUCUGUUAGCCAAGAAAGUUACUGUCAAAUCUAAGGUGGAGGAGCCACCCAAAGAGGUAGAAAAACCUAAACCAAAGAAAGUUGUUAUUGCUGCGUCCACUCCUGUUAAGACUGAGGAAAGACAUCCUCCCAAAAAAGAAGAGACUCCAAGACCAGAACCGUCAAAACCAUCAUGGGUUAGAGACCACCAUGAUGAUGUACCAAAACAAGAAGUCAAACCACAGUCUACUAAUGCUGCAUCAGCACCACCUUCCGUCAGUAAUGCUAAGUUUGAUGAGUUGAUGCAAGAAAUGAAGCGAUUGAAAGCGACUGUGGCGGAACAUGAAGAAAGAAUCAAGACGUUGGAAGAACAAGGUGUGACAUCAAACAAACAAAUAAAUGACUCUGAAGAAGAUUAAAGAAGACAGCUUGACGAAAGAAAUUCGAUCACUUACUCGAACUAUCAAGAAACACGAAGAACGUCUCAGAGUUCUGGAGGAGCUUCAAGAUAUCUAGAAAACAAAGAAUUAUAUUUGCCAUAUAAGCAGUUUCAAUUUCUACAACAGACCUGACUUAUGUAGACAGCCAUAUAAAUAGGAUCUUUCAGAUAGUAAUUGAGUUGUGUUUUCAAUACAACAAAUUAUAAUUUUGCAUUAUAGGAGCGAGAUGCAAUACAUCCUGAUCCCACUGCAAAAUGUUUGGCAAUAUUUUUGGCUUCCAUUGCAAGUUUUCUCUUUUGACUUCCUACUUUGGCUGUUGUUUAAGUCUUGAAUUAAAAAAAAAAGAGAUGCUUUUUUUUUAACACUUCUGUGCAAGCCGUAAUUGACCCCUAAAUUCUAUUAACUCAAGCUGUAUUCUUGGUUUAAUUUCUCUUGGAAAAUUCACUUUUUAUUCUGGUUAUAUCUUAUUAAGCAUGAUUUCUCUUGUGUGUGUAUAUAUAUACUAUCAGCUGUUAAAAAUAAUACAGAAUUAUAAGUUGAGAAAUAAAUACAUAAACCUUGCCUUUUAA